UUAUUUUCCCUUCAAUUACAUCCUUAUUUUCUCCCAAAGCUCUCAUCUUUUUCCUUCACAUGGCCUUAGUUCGUGAACGACGCCAGCUUAAUCUCCGUCUUCCGUUACCGGACGUUUCCGAUCGCCGCCCUCGUUUCCCUCUCCCACUCCCUCUUUCCUCCACAGCCACCGCCGUCGCUGCUUCUUCGGUCACCAUUCCCGCCACCGAGCUCGAAAGACUCGAAGUUCUCGGUCACGGAAACGGCGGAACAGUGUACAAAGUCCAACAUAAACGUACUUUCAAGAUUUACGCUUUGAAAGUCGUGUACGGCGACGGUGACCAGACUGUUCGCCGUCAAGUUUUCAGGGAAAUGGAUAUUUUACGAAAGACUGAUUCACCUUACAUAGUUCGUUGUUACGAAACGUACGAGAAACCUUCCGGCGACGUGGCGAUUUUAAUGGAGCAUAUGGACGCCGGCACUUUAGAUACCCUUCUUCGUAAUAAAGGCACUUUCACGGAGCUUGAACUUGCUCAUAUAACAAGACAGAUUCUAAAAGGAUUAAGCUAUUUGCAUGCACAUAAAAUCAUUCACCGUGAUCUUAAGCCGUCGAAUUUAUUGGUCAACAAGAAGAUGGAAGUCAAAAUCGCCGAUUUCGGAGUUAGCAAGAUGAUGACUCGGACGCUGGAAGCGUGUAAUUCGUACGUCGGAACUUGUGCUUAUAUGAGUCCGGAGCGGUUCGAUCCCGACGCUAACGGUGGUAACUACGACGGCUUCCUUGGUGAUAUAUGGAGUUUGGGGUUAACUUUAAUGGAACUUUACGUGGGUCACUUCCCGUUUCUACAGGCCGGUCAAAGACCCGAUUGGGCUACACUUAUGUGCGCCAUAUGUUUCGGCGAUCCACCGUCUUUGCCGCCGGGUGCUUCCGAUGAGUUCAGAAAUUUCAUGGAGUGUUGUUUGCAAAAGGAAUCUAGUAAAAGAUGGACAGCUUCUCAGCUUUUGAAUCAUCCAUUUCUGAUUAAACAUCCAUCGCCGGCGUCAGCCGACAACUGAACCGACCGACCCGAUCCGAUCUAAAAUCCGGAUACCCUUUUUUUGUAGAGACAGGAAUUAAUCUGGAUUUGGAUCUUACUUUUCCCUUUUUGCUUUGCAUUUGUAUAUUCUUUUGCCUUUUCAUGCGGCAAUCAAUUUGCUGUUCCAUGAUGUAAUCUCAAAAUUAGAUUCAUUUUACAUUGAAAUUUUAUCAGAUAAUUUCCCAAA
Molecule: messenger RNA, 1238 nt
Organism: Gossypium raimondii (Peruvian cotton)
Lineage: Eukaryota; Viridiplantae; Streptophyta; Magnoliopsida; Malvales; Malvaceae
Product: mitogen-activated protein kinase kinase 9
Exons: 1
Coding region: 60-1031 (323 amino acids)
Biological process (GO): protein phosphorylation
Cellular component (GO): cytoplasm
Molecular function (GO): ATP binding; protein serine/threonine kinase activity
Source: RefSeq, a predicted model, not a curated record